UCUUUGUAAUUACAAAGAUUUUUAUUCCUUUAUUUUCCUUAUCGGAGAAAACAAGGAGAUCACAUUAGACACGGUUUCGGAAACUCAUAUAUGUUAUAUAUACAAUCCCAUAUCUUCUCUUCUCUAUGUAUACAAAGAUUUUUCACCUUUUCUAUCGAUUAAAGGAUCAUCAUGAAUAAGAUCGCUAGAACAUUCACGGCUGAUGAUCAAGAUUUUGCUUUCUUGUCUUCGUCGUCGUCUUCUGAAUCGAUCGGGAUGGACAGUGAUGUGGAUGAUGAAGGUGGAGAGAAUCAUGAGGUUGAGUCUUCUUAUAAAGGUCCUCUUGAUAUGAUGGAGUCUCUUGAAGAAGUCUUGCCAAUCAAGAGAAGUAUAUCGAAAUUUUACAAAGGGAAGUCGAAGUCGUUCAUGAACUUAGCGGAGGCGGCGUCUUUUCCGGUGAAGGAUUUAGCGAAACCGGAGAACGCUUAUAGUCGUCGCCGGAGAAAUCUUCUUAGUCACCGGGUAUGUAGUCGUGGUGGGAUCUCAAAGAAACAUGUGAAGAGUGUUUUAACGGUGGCUGUGACGCCGAUGAGUCAAGGAGGAGGAGAAGGAGACUCUUCUUCUUCUUCUAGCGGCGGUGAUGAUGACUCUACUCAGACGCCGAUGCAGUAUCGGAAGAAUCACACGACGAAGCAUAGGAAAGGGUGUUUUAAAACUUUUACAUUUCAAGACAAAAGCAAGAAGGAUGAGGAUAGCAAGAAGACCACCAAAGGAGCCACAAAGCCUGUGAAUCCAGUAAGGCAAACCUGGUCAAGCUCUGGUCACUAUAUAGAGACAAAGCAAUGGCCAAGAUCAACAAUAGCAGAACCACAGAGAGCCGGUGAGAGCACAGCUAGUACCGAUAAGCUGAUGGCUAAAAACUUCUUGGAUAUUGUAAACCUCGAUCCUAUUUCCAUCAAGAAACCUAGAGAACCUUGUCUUCCUAAUUCUUGUUUGUUGCUCAAGAAACCAAGAGAACCAAGAAACCAAGAGAACCUUGUCUUCCUAAUUCUUGUUUAUAAAUCACUUUACAAUGUCAUUCUUGGGAAGGACUAGACUAAGUGUACGAGAAAUUUG
Capsella rubella is the source of this 1095-nucleotide messenger RNA. RefSeq lists its product as uncharacterized. The record is from RefSeq and is a predicted model, not a curated record. Lineage: Eukaryota; Viridiplantae; Streptophyta; Magnoliopsida; Brassicales; Brassicaceae.